Messenger RNA from Nannizzia gypsea CBS 118893, 1692 nucleotides. RefSeq lists its product as hypothetical. The coding region runs from base 1 to 1692 and encodes 563 amino acids. Gene Ontology annotation, cellular component: cytoplasm. The transcript has 5 exons. Gene Ontology annotation, biological process: nuclear-transcribed mRNA poly(A) tail shortening. Gene Ontology annotation, molecular function: poly(A)-specific ribonuclease activity; RNA binding. NCBI's taxonomy places the organism in Eukaryota, Fungi, Ascomycota, Eurotiomycetes, Onygenales, Arthrodermataceae. The record is from RefSeq and is a predicted model, not a curated record.
AUGGAGGUUACGAGGAAUAACUUUGCCCGGCUUCUGCCACGGAUGUUGCAGGAUAUAGGAGACUGUUCCUUCGUUGCCCUCGAUUUCGAAUUCUCGGGUAUCUUUAACCAGAAGACACGGCCUGCUUCAGCUUAUGCUGACGGUGACCUGAGUCUGCAGAAGCGGUAUGAAGAGGUGAAGCAGGCUGCGGAGGAGUACCAGAUCCUCCAGGUUGGCCUCACGUUAGUGGUCGAGGAUAGCGAGAAUGGUAACUAUUCGUUGCGGCCAUAUAACAUCCCUCUGAGCCCAGUCCUAGACCCAAAACUAGAAGUUGAGAGAAAAUGGUCCUUUCAGAGCAGUGCUGUGGCUUUCUUGAUGUCCCAUGGGUUUCGGGUAGAAUCUAUUUUUACAGACGGGGUUCCCUAUAUCUCGAUGAAAGAGGAGCAGGAUGCGAUGGAUCGAGCACAUCAAGAUAAAUCAUCAAUAUCCCCAAUCAACUUUGACACAUUGGCGGCAGAUCAGGCAGAGUUCAUUCGACAAGUCCGGCAUGAUAUAAAGGAGUGGAUCGAGAAACCUAGCCCCAAAGACGCCUAUUUGAAUGUCCCAAAGCCCGCUGGUAUGACUGGUGCUUAUAAACUUCCCUUGGAACUGGAUAAUUAUCAGAAACGGCUUGUCCAUCAAAUCGUCCGAAGCGAAUACGCUGGCUAUGUGAGCUUGGGCAAGAAAUCUUUCAUUCAGAUACUCCCAUAUGAUAAGGUGCGGGAGGAUAAGUUUAUUGAAAAGAAACUCCAGCGUACUCGUGGCAAUAUAGCUAGCCAGAAGGGGCUCAGCUGGGUCAUCGAAGCUUUGAUGGGAAGUGAUCUUCCAAGGCUUGACUUGAGACUCCUCUGGAAGCCCGAUGGCAUGUUCACGGCGGCCGAAGGAAGUAAACUUACAAAGGAGAGUGAGGCUCUCCGCGAAAAGCUGAAGUCAGGGCCACCUGUUUUAGUUGGCCAUAACCUUUUCACAGACCUUGUCAAUUUUUACAAGUGUUUCAUUGGAGACUUACCUCGUCGUGUGGAGGACUUCCAGCAGUCAAUCAACGAGCUAUUUCCCCUAGUCAUCGAUACGAAGUACUUGGCAACUGCUGGGGGAGUGUUACGAGAAGCAUCCUCAGCCCUGUCAACACUCUGUGAAAACCUAGGUGCAAGGGAGGUGCCAAAAUUCGAAACCCACCCGGAUCACUCUGCAUACACCGUCAGUACCCCGAUACACGAAGCGGGGUAUGACAGCCUUAUGACAGCCCAGAUUUUUCUUAAACUAGCAGUACAGCUUUAUGAAACAAGCAGUUCAAGAGAGGCACUUCUCAAUCGAGCCAAUAGGGACGCCGCCGAGGUCGACCUGAUGGACCUCUCGACCGAACCCGACGAGCCGUCCGAGGAACAAGAAGAAAUGACAGCAAAUGCAAUGCAGCAAAAACUCGUGUAUGGCCAUGCUACCAAAUUUGACCUUCUGUUGGACAUGGAUGAAGAAGAAAGCGGCGCAAGCUCCAUGGGUCUCUCUGAGCAUGACAACCUUAUUGAGAAGAAAGUAAUUGAAGGCAAGCUGCUUCCAAGGCUUGACGAUGACUUUUGGAGCGAGUACAUAAACAAGCUUAGAGUCUUUGGAACAACUGAGGAAGUGUGUGACCUGAGCGUACACCCAUCGACUUUGGAACCAGAAAUUAUUAAUUAG